AUGUCGAAAGAGGGCUGUUCGAAGUUUAGUCACGACCAAAGUUCAUUGGUUGACUUGGAAGUUGCGACCGACCAGGACGACUUGACCGUCACGCUCACCUCGCACUGCCUGUGCAAGGCGAACAACUUCACAACUCAGGUACCGAAGUCGAAGCUUCCUCUUCCGGCCCCAAUCUGCCAUUGUUGGUCCUGCAGACAUGUCACCGGUUCUCUCUACACAGCAGACGUACGCUGGCCAGAACCACGAGCAAACGUCGACGUGUCAAAGCUGAAGGUGUACUCAUUCACACCUCGUGUCAACCUGCUCUUCUGUCCAACAUGCUCGACGCCGAUGUUCUGGGAAAUGCUUGAUGAGCCUUCUUGUCCGCUUGGAGUGUUCACUGGAACGCUGACGAACGAGGGGGUGAGGCCGAUCAAGUUCAUCGAACAGAGCUUCGUUGGUGACACAAUUGAUGGAGGGGCAAGCGUGUGGCUGCAGCAUGCAAACGCAGAUGGUCCAAAAUGCACACGUUUCAGGCUCGAGGCUGAGGAUAGCGCAUCGAAAGACGCGUUACCACAAGACUGGCCUCCCGUGGAUGAGCUUACAGGGUUUGAAAAGAAGACAGGGGACUCGGUCCCCAUUCGCUGCAAGUGCAAGGGUAUCGACUUCGUUCUGCAGCGCGGUGACUACUCGGGCGUGAGUAAGGAUCACCUUCCUUGGAACAUCGAUCCGGACACGCAUAAACUCUCGACUGUCUUCUGUGGUUGCGACUCAUGCCGACUGCAGGGCGGUAUCGACAUAUGGUACUGGGCCUACUUUGACAUGAAGCAUCUAUCUGCCGCCCAGAAAGACGCGCCAUUUCCCAGGUCGAAACACGAGCUCAAGUCGUUCAUCGACAAGCAGAACCCCAUCAUUGGCAGUCUGGCCUAUUAUGCAUCCGCAACAAGGGCUGGUGUCUUGCGCUUCUUCUGCAGCACUUGCUCGGCCACCGUCUUCUUCGCCGAGGACGAGCGUCCUGAGCUGCUGGACGUCUCGGUGGGUCUUCUUGAUGCCCCAGACGGCGCUCGAGCAGAGGGCUUCUUGUCGUGGUCUUUUGGCAAGAUCGAUUUUAAGGAGGACGCAAAUGGUGGAUGGCGACUAGGGCAUUUCGACAGCGUAGAGAUGGAAGCUGAAAAGUGGAGGAUCGCACGAGGUUAUUCUAAGAAUUGGAGGAGGCUCGGAGAAGAGACUGCCUAG
Messenger RNA from Macroventuria anomochaeta, 1215 nucleotides. RefSeq lists its product as uncharacterized. The transcript has 2 exons. The record is from RefSeq and is a predicted model, not a curated record. Lineage: Eukaryota; Fungi; Ascomycota; Dothideomycetes; Pleosporales; Didymellaceae. The coding region runs from base 1 to 1215 and encodes 404 amino acids. Gene Ontology annotation, molecular function: carbon-sulfur lyase activity.